CCAGCGCGCCUGCGCGGCCCCGCCCCCUGAGGGAGGCGAGAAGAUGGCGGAAGCGGAGUGAGCGGCUCGUCCGAGGCUGGACGAACACUGCUCAGCUAUGGAGAAUGAGCCAAGCACAACAACAUGUUCUGCAUCCACAACCACCAUUACUACCACCUCCACGUCCCGGACACAGCUUCCACAGAUAUCUGUCUACAGUGGCUCUGACAGGCAUGCUGUCCAGGUUAUUCAGCAGGCCUUGCAUCGUCCUCCUAGCUCAGCUGCUCAGUACCUCCAGCAGAUGUAUGCAGCCCAGCAGCAGCAUCUAAUGCUGCAGACUGCUGCUUUGCAGCAGCAGCACUUAAGCAGUACCCAAUUUCAGAGUCUGGCAACUGUACCACAGGCAAGCCUGUCAGGUGGGAGGCAAUGUACUUCCCCCACUGGGAGUGUCACUCAGCAGUCAAGCAUGUCGCAGACCUCGAUUAACCUCUCCACCUCUCCUACACCUGCACAGAUAAUAAGCCGUUCACAGACCUCCAACACCACCAGCAGCAGUAUUACCCAGCAGACUAUGUUGCUAGGGAGUACCUCUCCAACCCUGAGUGCAAGCCAGGCUCAGAUGUAUCUCCGAGCACAAAUGCUAAUUUUUACCCCUGCUACCACUGUGGCUGCUGUUCAGUCUGACAUUCCUGUUGUCUCAUCAUCUUCCUCAUCUUCCUGUCAGUCUGCAGCUACUCAGGUUCAGAACUUGACGUUGCGCAGUCAGAAGUUGGGUGUAUUGUCAAGUUCACAGAAUGGUCCACCAAAAAGCAGCAGUCAAACUCAGUCGUUGUCUUUGUGUGCUAAUAAACCUGUAACCAGCACCAAGGGCAUCCAACCAGAAUCCUCAGAAAGCAAUAGAAAGGGUGAUAGCCCAGUGCCAGAGUGUCGGAGUACACCAGUCACACGGACAUCGAGCAUACAUCAGUUAAUAACACCAGCUUCAUAUUCUCCAUUACAACCCCAUUCUCUAGUAAAACAUCAGCAGAUCCCACUUCAUUCACCACCUUCCAAAAUUUCCCAUCAUCAGCUGAUACUGCAGCAGCAGCAGCAAGUCCAGCCGAUCGCACUUCAGGCUCCUUCUGGCCAGGAGCCUCCUCCAUCACAGCACUGUCUACCACUCCCAAGCCAUAGUCUUCCUCCAGCUCCUAGCAGUGUGCAGUCUCAUUGCUCACCUAUUCACAUCCAUCCUCCACCUCUAACACUAUCUCCCACUCCAUCCCAGUCAGCUCAGCAGUCAGUAGUGGUAUCCCCUCCACCUUCUCACUCCCCUAGUCAGUCACCCACAAUAAUUAUUCAUCCUCAAGCACUUAUCCAGUCACAGACAAACUCCCUUGUGCCAGCAGCUCUUCAGGCAGAGCAGUCUGCCCCUCAGCAAACUACUACCAGUCCAGUGCGACCAAUUGCACAGCCCCUUAAUCUUCCGUCACACCUCCCACUUCCACCUUCCCCUGCUGUACACAUAGGAUCAGUGGAUCAGCCCAGCUUAGUUUCCCCAGGCCAGCAGAUAGUAUCCUCCACACCACACCAGCAAUAUUCAGCCUUGCAGUCCACACCUAUCCCUCUUGCAGCUCCUCCACAGCUGUCAACAUCUUCAACCCAGAUACAACAACUGCCAUUGCAAUCUGUACAGUCUUUACAAGUCCAGCCUGAAAUUCUAUCUCAGGGCCAAGUUUUGGUUCAAAACACUUUGGUUUCUGAGGAAGAACUUCCUGCUGCAGAAGCUUUGGUCCAGCUGCCAUUUCAGACUCUUCCACCACCGCAGACUGUUGCAGUAAAUCUUCAAGUUCAGCCAUCGGUACCAAUUGAAACUCCAGUGAUUUACCAAGUGGAGAAUGUAUGUGAAGAAGAGAUGCCUGAAGAGUCUGAUUGUGUCAAUAUGGUUAGAACACCUACGCCACCGACCUUGUCUCCACCAGCAAUAACCUUGGGGAAUGGAGAUGCACUUAAUUCAGAAGAGCCUUUGUCGGACCACGCGGGACUACCUUCAGUGACAUCAUCAGUCAGUGCCUCAGUAAUUAAAUCUCCAUCCGAUCCUUCGCAUGCCUCUAUUCCACCACCACCUCUUUUGCUUCCAGCCGCAACAACAAGAAGUAGCAGCACAUCAAUGCCCAAUAGCAUUCCUAGUCUAGAAAAUAAACCUCCACAGGCUAUUGUUAAACCACAGAUCCUGACUCAUGUUAUUGAAGGCUUUGUGAUUCAGGAGGGGUUGGAACCAUUUCCUGUAAGUCGUUCAUCUUUGCUGGUAGAACAGCCUGCAGAAAAAAGAUUGCUAGUGGAGGGUCAAAUCAUGAGUGUUAUGUGUGUUGAAUCAGACUUGCAGAAUACAAAACAUGCAGACAACUCAUCGGACACAGAGAUAGAGGAUAUGAUUGCAGAAGAGGGCCUGGAUGAAAUUGAAAAUGAACUCCUGAAGUGUGAAUUUUGUGGAAAAAUGGGAUAUCCUGACAAGUUUCUACGAUCAAAACGAUUCUGUUCUACAUCCUGUGCUAAAAGGCACAGCCUUAGUUGCACUAAGAAAUUUGGGCUGUUUGCAUCAGACAAGACCAAUCGUUGGAAUCGGAAAUCAGAUAGCCAAAGUCUUGGGCGACGCGGGCGUCGACCGAGUGGCCCUGAUGGGGCACCACGAGAUCAUUUUCUUAGACAGCUUCCAAUUACUUAUCCGUCUGCAGAAGAAGAUAUGGCUUCUCAUGAAGAUGCUGUUCCAACUGCAAUGACCACCCGUCUGAGAAGACAGAGUGAGAGAGAGAGAGAACGUGAACUAAGGGAGCUAAGAAUUAGGAAAAUGCCAGAGAGCAUUAACUUGUUACCAGUGGUGCAGUCAGACCCUUCGGUAUGGACUGUUGAUGAAGUUUGGGCCUUUAUACAUUCUUUGCCUGGUUGUCAAGAUAUUGCGGAUGAAUUUAGAGCACAAGAAAUUGAUGGACAAGCUCUCCUCUUGUUGAAGGAAGAUCACCUUAUGAGUGCAAUGAAUAUUAAGCUUGGACCUGCAUUAAAAAUCUGUGCACGUAUCAAUUCAUUGAAAGAAUCGUAGGGGGUGAACGUGGAGGUUUAAGCAACGGCUACUCUGUGACUAAACGAGCAGAAAUAUGCCAAUGACUUCAGCAUGGCAUGAGUGUUACUGUGAUGUUUUGUUGAACAUCUGGGGUUUUCCCCCCACAGACUUGAAAAAAAAAAAAAGAAAA
Molecule: messenger RNA, 3203 nt
Organism: Phasianus colchicus (ring-necked pheasant)
Lineage: Eukaryota; Metazoa; Chordata; Aves; Galliformes; Phasianidae
Gene: PHC3
Product: polyhomeotic homolog 3
Biological process (GO): negative regulation of DNA-templated transcription
Cellular component (GO): nucleus; PRC1 complex
Molecular function (GO): zinc ion binding; chromatin binding; histone binding
Source: RefSeq, a predicted model, not a curated record